Messenger RNA from Fonsecaea erecta, 1449 nucleotides. RefSeq lists its product as hypothetical. Lineage: Eukaryota; Fungi; Ascomycota; Eurotiomycetes; Chaetothyriales; Herpotrichiellaceae. Gene Ontology annotation, cellular component: membrane. Gene Ontology annotation, molecular function: transmembrane transporter activity. Bases 1 to 1449 code for a protein of 482 amino acids. Gene Ontology annotation, biological process: transmembrane transport. The transcript has 12 exons. The record is from RefSeq and is a predicted model, not a curated record.
AUGGCACACAUCGUCAGUCUGGAGAAUAAAAAUGAGAUCGUUCUCACAAAUGAAGACAAAUCUCCAAAAGUAACAACUAUUUCGGAGGACGAUUGGACUCCUGAAGAGGAGAGGAAAGUAAUGCGCAAAAUCGAUCUGCAUGUUAUGCCAUAUAUUGCGCUUAUCUACGGACUGUCCCUCCUCGAUCGCAACAACAUCUCAGCAGCUUACAUUGCUGGCAUGUCGGAGGACUUGGGACUUGGUAUAGGUAAUCGCUACUCGGUCGCAUUGUUGGCAUUCUUCAGUACAUACGCUUUCUCUGAAAUACCAAGUAACUUGAUCAUCCGACACAUCGGAGCCAGGUGGUGGCUAAGCUUCUUGAUCACCUGCUGGGGGCUUUGCGUCCUGUUCUCGGGUUUCGUUAAAUCAUGGAUAUCUCUGACCGCUCUGCGACUGCUUCUUGGAAUUUUUGAAGGCGGCUUGUUUCCGGGUGCCAUAUUUCUCAUAUCUUCAUGGUACAAAACUUUCGAAAUGGGCAAAAGGCUGUCAUUUUUCUACAUGGCGUCGCUCCUGGCGUCCGCUUUCGGUGGAAUUCUUGCAUAUGGCCUAUCCCUGAUUCGCGUUGGUAGCGGUCAAUAUCAAGAAGGUUGGAGAUGGAUUUUCAUCGUUGAAGGCAUCGUUACUGUCGUCUGCGGACUCUUGGGUCCACUACUACUCGGCGAAUUUCCAGAACGCGCCCUCUGGCUCAACGAGCGCGAGCGUCACAUUGCAAUGACACGGAUCGCAAAUGAGCGAUCGGGCCACGAAUACGAGCACCCAACUAUACGGCAGGCGAUGAGAAUGCUUCUAGAUUGGAAGCUUGGAUUCUAUUGUUUACAAUACAUCAUUACAGCAUCAUCCGUUUACUCGUUGGCUUAUUUUAUACCAAUCAUUCUAAAUCAAGGAUUGGGCUUCAAAUACGUCUUGGCUCAAGUUCUCACCAGCCCACCAUAUCUGUUCACAGUGAUCAUGACUAUUGCGUCGGCGUGGCUCUCUGACAAGUCUAAGCUCCGAUGGCCGUUUUUAUGUUCACAUUCUGCAAUUGGUAUCACUGGCCUUCUGAUAGUUUUAUACGCCAAACCUCCUGGUGUUCGCCUUUUCGGCACAUUCCUUGCAGUCUUUGGUACUCAAGCAAAUGUUCCCGGAACUUUGGCAUAUGCCCAGAAUCAAACAGCGUUGCCGCAAAAGAAGGGUGUCGUGGCUGCGGCUACCAUUGCAGCUGGUGCCAUUGGCGGAGUGAUAGGAUCUACAAUUUUUCGCGCUCAAGACAAGCCUAGAUAUAUGCCUGGGAUGUGGGCCACGAUCGGGAUGCAACUGGUAUACCUUUUUGGAACGAUGGCAGUGAGCUUGAGGCUUGCGAAGAAGAAUCGCGAAGCUGAUGAAAAAGGUGUUAUCUUGGAAGGAGUUCCUGGAUUCAGGUAUGCACCAUGA